This is a messenger RNA of Ostrinia nubilalis (European corn borer), 1147 nucleotides long. RefSeq names its product gastrula zinc finger protein XlCGF8.2DB-like. The record is from RefSeq and is a predicted model, not a curated record. Lineage: Eukaryota; Metazoa; Arthropoda; Insecta; Lepidoptera; Crambidae. Gene Ontology annotation, molecular function: DNA-binding transcription factor activity, RNA polymerase II-specific; zinc ion binding. The transcript is spliced from 5 exons. The coding region runs from base 2 to 1093 and encodes 363 amino acids. Gene Ontology annotation, biological process: regulation of transcription by RNA polymerase II. Gene Ontology annotation, cellular component: nucleus.
AAUGGUUGAUGUGAUGGACGAUAACAUCUGUAGAAUAUGUUUUCAUCGACAAGAUACAUUAUUUUCACUAUUUCGCAAAAUUAAAGGAUCAUCUCCAUAUGAAAAACUUGUGAAGAAGACUCAACUUAAAAUCGAGUUAAACGACACUGGGCCGGCUUCUAUUUGCUCCCAAUGCCUGAUAGAAUUAGAUACAACAGUAAGCUUUCUAGAAAAGUGUGAAAAAUCCAAUCAUAUACUCGCCGCGAAGCUUUCUCAGUCAAUAGUGUUGGGUGACGUGAAAACAAAUGUCUCUGCCGUUAGACACGAAGAAACAUUAUUUCAUGACUCCUCUGAACAUAAAUACAGCGAAAAGACGGAAUUUCCAAUUGAUUAUGACAUAGAAGACAAUAGUUUUACUCAAACGCCUAUUGAAAUCGAGCCGGCAAAAUGUUCCGAGUGCGGUUCUCUGCGGCGCUGUAAGCACUGGGCGCCUCCAACUUCCUUCAUCUGCCAGUACUGCAGUAAAGUUUUUACAAGAAAAUUCAACUUCAAACUUCAUCUGAAGCGUCACUUAGGAGAGAAGGACUGGCCAUGCACAACCUGUGGUGUACGCUUGCUGACUCGCUGGCUGGCCCAACGCCACUGCGCUCCCAAGCCACGGCGCUCCUGUCCGGUGCCAGGCUGCGGCAAAACAUUCACCACCAACACUAAUCUCACCACACAUAUGAGAGUGCAUAGUGGGGAGAGACCUCAUGUUUGCACAGAGUGUGGGAAAAGUUUCACCAGCAAGAAUACCCUCAAUGAUCAUUUUAGGAUACAUACAGGCGCAAAACCCUACAUCUGCCCAGUAUGCGGGCGGCGCUUCACCACCAACAAGCUGGCCGCACACUUGCGCACGCACUCGGGCGCGCGGCCGCACGCGUGCCCGCUGCCCGCGUGCCCACGCGCGUUCCGCACGCGGCGCGCGCUGCGGUUGCACGCCGCCACGCACGCGCCGCCCGCGCGGGCACACGCUUGCACGAUGUGCGAGGCUGCGUAUAAUCAUAAGCAGUCGCUGAGGAAGCACAUGAGGCAGAGACAUGCGCAGGAAAAUCAACCCUCAGAAAGCGUUUAAGAAUUCACCAUCGUAACCACGGUAAAAAAGGAUUUACGGACUAUACCAAAGCUA